Molecule: messenger RNA, 2127 nt
Organism: Recurvomyces mirabilis
Lineage: Eukaryota; Fungi; Ascomycota; Dothideomycetes; Mycosphaerellales; Teratosphaeriaceae
Exons: 1
Coding region: 1-2127 (708 amino acids)
Cellular component (GO): mitochondrion
Molecular function (GO): ATP binding; nucleic acid binding
Source: RefSeq, a predicted model, not a curated record
AUGCGCCGUGUUAUCCAGCGAUGUUCUGCAUCCAUCCUUCGAGUGUCGACGACGAGCAGUAAUGUCUCAUGCAGUCUCGUCCUCCGACGAAAUGCUCUACAACACAUAUCACAACCGAGUCGCAUAGCCUCAAGAAGUCUCCAUCAAACCUCGCUACUCCGGCAACAAGUAGCCGCAGCAGCAGAGGAUGGCGACAGCGAUGCGCCACCACAAAUCACUCGCUUCGACGAGCUCGGGACGGAAGGCAUCAUCCAUCCCACCAUCGUGCGGACGCUCACCCGGAACAUGGGCAUGGAGACGAUGACCGAGGUACAGUCAGCCACCAUCAACGAGGCAUUGGGCGGAGCAGACAUCAUCGCGCAAGCCAGAACAGGCACAGGCAAGACCCUGGCUUUCCUUCUCCCCGUCCUACAGAACAUCAUCUCCGUCGACCCACAACUAGCUGAGCGAGGCUUCUCAAGACGCGGACCCCGAACAACAGCGGACGACAUCCGAGCUCUGAUCAUUUCACCCACGAGAGAGUUGGCGGAGCAGAUUGCGGAAGAGGCGAAGAAGCUGGUCAGCGGGACUGGCAUCGUCGUGCAGACUGCUGUGGGUGGCACACAGAAGAGGGCGGGUCUGCAGGCGAUACAGCGACAAGGAUGUCAUAUCUUGGUCGGCACACCAGGACGAUUAAAGGAUAUCUUGUCGGAUGAGUAUAGCAGAGUUGAAGCACCCGACCUUAGCGCCCUGGUCUUCGAUGAGGCUGACAGACUGCUGGAUCAAGGUUUCUGGCCGGAGAUCCAGGAAAUCAUGCGUAUGCUCCCCACAGCUGCCGAGAAGGACAGGCAGACACUCAUGUUCUCCGCUACCGUGCCAAAGGAGGUCGUCACACUAGUCCGCAGCACCCUCAGACCUGGCUUCCAUUUCGUAAAGACUGUGCGUGAUGAUGAAGAACCAACACAUACUCGUGUGCCUCAACGGAUAGUCACAGUCAACGGCUUCGAGAACAAACUCCCCGCCCUCGUCGAGCUCGUCAACAAAGGCAUCGCAGCCUCCCAACAACCAGACGGCAAACCCUUCAAAGCCAUCGUCUACUACAACAGCACCGCCGAAGUCGCCCUAGCCGCCUCCGCACUCCAAAACAUGAAACCCGCCGGUACCCUCGAAGAAGACCAAGACGCCUUUGGGAGCCGCCGAUCUCGUCAUCCAUGGGCCAUGCCAAUAACCGACAUCCACUCCAAACUCUCCCAAGGCCAACGGCAAAAAGCCUCGGACAACUUCCGCCGCGCCGAAACCGGCAUCCUCUUAUCCUCCGACGUAACAGCCCGCGGCAUGGAUUUCCCAAACGUCACCCACGUCAUCCAAAUGGCCAUCCCCCCGAGCCGCGAACAAUACAUCCACCGCAUCGGGCGCACCGCACGAGCAGGAAAGGAAGGAGAAGGCUGGCUCAUCGUCUCCUCAGACGAAGCGACCGAAGUCCGACACCGCUUACACAACCUCCCCCUCCAACCCGACAAAACCCUCACCUCCGCCCCCAUCGACCUCACCCGCCCCGGCCAAAUCCCGGCCUCCGCAAGCCAAGCCCUCGAAAUGAUCCGUCACGGUAUGCGCGCCGUCCCCGCCGUGGAGAAAAUAAAGGCCUAUCAAGCUCUCUUGGGGGUGUACGCCUGGCUAGGGAAUAAGCGGGUGCUGGUGAAGAGUAUGAACAACUUGGCGCAGUAUGGAUGGGGCAUGCAGGAGCCGCCGAUGAUUCAUGCGGGGCUUGCGCAGAAAUUGCGGAUUGAUCGGAUCGAGGGGGUGAGGAUUGGGCAUGAGAGGGCGUUGGAUGAGGAGGAUUCGAGGGGAUCUUCUUCGGGUGGACGAGGGGGUGGUGGGAGGAGUUUUGGCGGGAGGGAGGGGGGAUUUGGAGGGGGAGGUGGUGGUGGGUUUGGUGAGAGGAAUGGUGGAAGAGGGGAGAGAUUCGGUGGUGGUGGUGGGCGAGAGGACAGAUUUGGAGGUGGCGGGCGUGAAGAUAGAUUCGGUGGAGGUGGAGGACGUGAAGAUCGUUUCGGCGGCUCUUCGUCCGGCGGCCGCGGGGGGUUUGGCUCCGGUGGUCGGAGUGGGGGACGAUAUAGUGGUGGUGGGGGUAGCGAAGGCGGUGGGUGA